This is a messenger RNA of Clarias gariepinus (North African catfish), 2206 nucleotides long. RefSeq names its product gamma-glutamyl hydrolase (conjugase, folylpolygammaglutamyl hydrolase) (gene ggh). Gene Ontology annotation, cellular component: vacuole. Gene Ontology annotation, biological process: tetrahydrofolylpolyglutamate metabolic process. NCBI's taxonomy places the organism in Eukaryota, Metazoa, Chordata, Actinopteri, Siluriformes, Clariidae. Bases 557 to 1495 code for a protein of 312 amino acids. The transcript is spliced from 9 exons. The record is from RefSeq and is a predicted model, not a curated record. Gene Ontology annotation, molecular function: gamma-glutamyl-peptidase activity.
CUUCUCCCCGCGGCACGCAAGCGCAAACACUCAUGAACACAUGAGCUCAAAACACACGGCUUGUCAAUGGUUCUUACUGUCCGUGUUUUUCAUUCCACUUGAUUUAGUGAGUGUCGUUUUUACGCGAGAAAAUAAAUUUCUUUAUCAUUACAUGAAGUUUUCCAGUGUUUAAAACUAACCGCGUGCUAAAACGGAUAACAGCACUUGUUUUUUUGCAACAUCACAUGACUCAGUGAGUGAAACUCCACUGAUUGGUUGUUGAGAGUACGGGUAACCAAUUAGAACCGAGCCCCGCCUUCCUGUCACAUGGACUAGUUAAGACCAUAACAGGCACGAAAAUAGACUUUUUUCGUAAUUGAAGUCAUUGUGAUCGUAUGUUGUAAUACAUUUACUUGUAUAAUUACAAUUACUAAUGUUUAAAAUUUAGUUAAGUUUGUGACUGUAGAAAAAGACUUAGGUGUGAAGAGUUUGAGCUCAUGUGACGCAACACUGGCGCUGGAAGAUAAACAAGACAGUAAGGCACAGGAAGAGAUCAGAUUAAUGACGGAGUAACAGAAUGAAGUUAAUCUGGGUCUGGCUUUUCUCACUCUUUUUUCAAAACAUUUUCUGUGCUGUUCUUUCAGAAGGACACAAAACAAACGACAGUCCUAUAAUAGGUGUCCUAGCGCAGGAGGUGUACUCUCCUACACCAGGGAAGAACACCUACAUUGCAGCUUCCUAUGUCAAAUAUCUGGAGUCUGCUGGUGCUCGAGUGGUGCCUGUGAUGAUUAAUAGGACUGAAGAGGAAUACACCAAACUCUUCAGAUCUAUAAAUGGAAUCCUUUUUCCUGGUGGCGGCGCAAGCAUUCUAUCAUCUGGUUAUGCCAAAACAGCAGGCAUAUUCUACAAACUUGCACUGGAGGCCAAAUCAAAGGGAGAUUAUUUUCCUGUGUGGGGGACCUGCUUGGGCUUUGAGCAGCUCACACUACUGACUAGUGGAAAGUUACUGCUGUCACAUACCAAUACCAGUGGUGUUGCUCUACCACUCAUUUUCACCAAAGAAUCUAAGGAUAGCCGAUUGUUCAAGGAAUUCCCAGAGGACCUGAUCACAUCACUGGCAAAUGAACCACUCACAGAGAACUCUCAUCAGUGGAGCAUCACUACUGAGACAUUCACCGCAAAUGAGAAGUUGAAACAGUUUUACCAGAUUCUGAGUACAAACACCGACGGACAAACAGAGUUCGUGUCCACAGUGGAGGCAUACGAUUUUCCAAUUUAUGGAACCCAGUGGCAUCCAGAGAAAAAUGCAUUCGAAUGGACUCGUACGUACAUCCCCCACUCCAUCAGUGCUGUCAAGACCACUUUCUAUAUGGCCCAAUUUUUCGUCAAUGAAGCAAGAAAAAGUCUUCACAGAUUUCCCAGUCAAAAAGAGGAGCAGAAGGCGUUAAUCUAUAACUACCAGCCCACUUACACAGGAAAAAAGUCUUCAUUUGAACAAGUCUAUUAUUUUGAUUAGGUCUUUAUUUUACUUUUAUUAUGUUUUAAUUGUGACAAUCUUUGAACUCAUGUAAACUGUGUUGUACUUACAGCAUCUUCAGCACUGGAUUAAAAAAAAAAGAAAAGCUGCCAUGCUGGUGUUGGCUUUUAAAAAAAAAAAAAUUGUUUAUAACUGAAAAGUCUGUUUAUCAAUGGUGUGAUUGCAACUAUUCUGCUUCCAUCUGCUUUUGUUUAAAAAAAAUUUUUAUGUCAUUUGUAGGCUUGACCUAAACUGAACGCUAAUUUGAUGCAUGUUUCCAUGUUCAAAGCAUUUAAUCAGAAUAAAACUUUCCCUUUUUUAUGCACAAAUUGGUUCCGCUUGCUGUAAAGUGUUUAAUCUGCUGGAAAUAUGACAGAAGUAUUUAUUUUAUUUUUUUUUUACAAAUUUUAGUUUAAAUUAGGCUUCCCUUUUUUAUUUAUUUAUAAUUUUUUCAAUUAAUGCCAGCUUCUGCAUUAUAAAUGGCUACAAGUAUUUAGUUUAAUUUGGUUAGAUGCUUUAUUAUGUAUAGAACAUGGAGAUAAUUAAUGCUGCCACCUCCAGCAGAGACCCAGUGAGUGAAAGAUAGCUGGGAGAGGAUAGCUGUCUCAGAGUUUACAGAUCAGUAAUGGAAGCUAAAUUUGUCUCCUAGAACUUUAAGUCACUUAAAUGUUACCCCCACAUGGGGCAAAUAUGCGCAGAAAUUAUAUAUUA